AUUGAAAUGUGGGUUGAUAUAUUCCCCAAAUCUCAUGGGAAGCCUGGUCCAUCUAUCAACAUUAGCCCUCGAGUACCAACUAAAUUUUUCUUAAGGAUUGUGAUCUGGAACACUUAUGAUGUUUUACUAACAGAAACAAAUAUUAUGGGUGAGCAAAUGAGUGAUAUUUAUGUGAAAAGUUGGAUAAGUGGAUUAGACGAUGUGCAGAAAACAGAUGUUCAUUACAGGUCAAUGGAUGGAGAAGGAAAUUUUAACUGGCGACUAGUAUUUCCAUUGGAAUAUCUUGUGACUGAGGGGCACCUGGUUGUAAAAAAAAAAGAACAUUUUUGGUCACUGGAUGUUACAGAACAUCACUUACCACCUAUUCUUUGUCUCCAGAUUUGGGAUAAUGAUACAUUUUCUUCAGAUGACUUGAUUGGUACUUUAGAAAUUGAUCUGAACUCCAUGCCCAUGCCAGCUAAAAAUGCUGCAAAAUGUGGCUUACAUCAGUUGGGUAUGGAAACAAAAGAAAGGAAGUUACUGAGCUUUAGAAAAAAGAAAAAUAGCAAAAAUGCAAAAUACAUCAACCUGUUUGAAAAGAAGAGGGUAUAUGGGUUUUGGCCAUGUUUUGGCAAUGAUCCUGAACAAGGAAGAAUUCUUGCUGGAAAAGUUGAGAUGGAGUUAGAGAUUUUAACAGAAGAAGAUGCAGAAAAGGCACCUGCAGGAUUAGGCAGGGAUGAACCGAAUGCUAAUCCAACUCUUGAGCCUCCAAACCGUCCAGCAACCUCUUUCUUGUGGUUUACAUCACCGUGGAAAUCAUUCAAACAUGUUGUUUGGAGAAACUACAAAAUGUAUAUCAUCACCAUUUUAAUUAUCCUUCUUUCAGUUUUACUGAUGGUUUUGUUCAUCUAUUCCUUUCCAGGAGCAAUUGCUACCAGACUGGUGACUCUAUAACUUCAAGGAAGAAUUGGGUCAUUUCAGUGCUUUCUUCUAUUAACAACACAAAACACUAAUCAAACAUGUGUUUUAUUAUAUGUUUCUGUGGAAAGUCAUAAACAAA
Molecule: messenger RNA, 1039 nt
Organism: Limulus polyphemus (Atlantic horseshoe crab)
Lineage: Eukaryota; Metazoa; Arthropoda; Merostomata; Xiphosura; Limulidae
Product: myoferlin-like
Exons: 7
Coding region: 7-933 (308 amino acids)
Biological process (GO): plasma membrane organization; membrane fusion
Source: RefSeq, a predicted model, not a curated record